This is a messenger RNA of Choloepus didactylus (southern two-toed sloth), 2778 nucleotides long. It is a transcript of the gene MINAR1, whose product is annotated as membrane integral NOTCH2 associated receptor 1. Gene Ontology annotation, cellular component: plasma membrane. The transcript is spliced from 3 exons. The record is from RefSeq and is a predicted model, not a curated record. Gene Ontology annotation, biological process: negative regulation of TOR signaling; negative regulation of cell population proliferation. NCBI's taxonomy places the organism in Eukaryota, Metazoa, Chordata, Mammalia, Pilosa, Megalonychidae. Bases 15 to 2765 code for a protein of 916 amino acids.
UGCAAUUCUAAAUCAUGGAGGCCAAUCAGGAAAUGUCUCUCUUCUUGGUGAAGAUCCUGGAGGAACUAGAUAGCAAGCAAAACACCGUGUCCUAUCAGGACCUGUGCAAAUCACUGUGCACCCGCUUUGACCUGUCGCAGCUGGCCAAGCUGAGAAGCAUGCUCUUCUACACGGCUUGUCUCGAUCCCAAUUUUCCAGCCACCUUAUUCAAAGACAAGAUGAAAUGCACCGUGAAUAACCAGCAGUCAAAGAAAAUCAUGGUGGCAGCAGAUAUUGUGACCAUCUUCAACCUGAUCCAGAUGAACGGGGGAGCCGCCAAGGAGAAGCUGCCCACGGGCCACCAGAAGGUGCGCAAGAAAGAGCACUCCUUUGACUCAUGCAGGUCAGACACAGAGAUCUGCAAUGCGGCUGAGUGUGAGCCCCUGAACUGUGAGCUGAGCGAGCGGCCCUUCAGCCGGGGCUACCCCACCAGGCAGUCGUCCAAGUGCCGGAAGAUGGACUGCAAGGACUGCCCGCAGUUUGUCCCUGCCUCCGAGCCCAACUUCCUGUUGGGAGUCAGCAAGGAGGGGAAGAACCGGGCCGCCUCCCUGGACAGGCUGCAGGCCCUGGCCCCAUACUCUGUCGCCAGCCCUCAGCCCUGUGAGAUGCAGAGAACCUGCUUCCCCAUGAACAUUGAGAACGAGUCCAUUUCGGAUCAAGACUCCCUGCCCCUCAACCAGGGCAUCAAGGAGACCUUCAUUUCCAAUGAGGAGCCAUUCGUGGUCCAGUCCUGUGUCCAGAAAAGGAAUAUUUUUAAAGAGGAUUUUCAUAAUUUGAUAGCAGCGUCCCCUGGUUUGGUAGGUCCUGCUAACAAAGUGGCAGGUGAGCACAGGGAGCCCCAGAAUCGAAAGGAGCCGCACAAGCCCUUCUUUAAUCACAGUUUUGAAAUGCCCUACCACAGCCAGUACCUGAAUCCGGUGUAUUCUCCCGUUCCUGACAAAAGGCGGGUAAAGCACGAAAGCCUAGAUGAUCUUCAAGCCUCUACGUAUUUUGGACCCACUACAGUGAUGGGGGCCCAGGAAGCCAGGCGGUGUCCAGGGAGGCCAAGCAGGCAGACACCCUGGCCAGCCAAAAGCUGGAGCCUGAACACUGAAGAAGUUCCUGACUUUGAACGGUCCUUUUUCAACAGAAAUCCUUCCGAGGAGAAGCUACACUAUCCAAAUUCCGGCAGCCAGUCCCCCAAUUUCCCAACCCCAGACAGGUGCCAGGCUUACCUUGUACCAAAGGAUCAGCAGCCCAUGAUCCCUGUUGGCUAUGCAUCGAAAGUGAACGGGCUCAAAUCUAAAGAGAUCUCGUCCUCAGUUGACCUGGAGAAGCACGAACCAGUCAAAAAGUUUAAAGACAAGAGCAUUAGCUGCACCAGCGGGCAGCUCAGCUCAGACACCAGUAGCGUGGGCACCCAGACCGAGCAGCACGUGCUGGAGCCCAAGAAGUGCAAAGACUUGUGCAGCUCUGGUCAGGGCAAGUACGGCGACAGGCACUCCGUGAAGCAGUCAGAUGAUGACUCAGAAAUCGUCAGCGAUGACAUCAGUGACAUUUUCCGAUUUCUUGAUGACAUGAGUAUCAGUGGCUCAACGGGAGUGAUACAGUCAUCCUGCUACAAUAGCACAGGGUCCUUGUCUCAGCUUCAAAAGUCAGACUGUGACAGUUCUCCGGAGCACAGCCUAACCCAAAUCACCAAUGGGGUCCCCAAUAGCAAGAAAGACAAGUGCAACCGGCCCGAAAGCAUCCACCGCUCGGAAGAAGAGUUGAAGACCAGCGUGUGCAAGCUGGUGCUGCGGAUCGGUGAGAUUGAACGGAAGCUCGAAUCUCUGUCGGGUGUGCGUGAGGAAAUAUCCCAGGUCUUGGGCAAGCUAAACAAGCUGGAUCAGAAAAUGCAGCAACCCGAGAAGGUGAGUGUGCAGAUAGAUCUGAAUUCCUUGACGAGCGAGCCUCCGUCCGAGGACAGUGCCUCUCCUCGGAUGUUCCGUGCGCACAAUGGCUCCCAUGGACCUAAACUGGAGAACAAUGCGGACUGGUGCUGUUCCGAUGCUAGCGGAAGCAACAGUGAAAGCCUUCGCGUCAAGGCCUUAAAAAAAAGCCUCUUCACCAGGCCAUCCUCCAGGUCCCUGACCGAGGAGAACAGUGCCACGGAAUCCAAAAUCGCCAGCAUCUCCAACUCGCCCAGAGACUGGCGCACCAUCACGUACGCCAACCGCAUGGGCCUCAGUGAGGAGGAGACAUCGGACAGAGGCCCAGGGGACAGUAAGGACUGGCACCGAAAAUCGAAAGAGGGAGACAGGCAGUACGACAUCCCCCCACAGCACCGCCUGCCCAAGCAGCCCAAAGACGGCUUCCUGGUGGAGCAGGUGUUCAGCCCCCACCCCUACCCCGCCUCCCUCAAAGCCCACAUGAAGAGCAACCCCCUGUACACGGACAUGCGCCUAACGGAGCUGGCCGAGGUGAAGCGGGGCCAGCCUUCCUGGACCAUCGAGGAGUAUGCACGGAACGCGGGGGAGAAGGGCAAGCUGACAGCCCUGGACCUGCAGACGCAAGAAUCUUUAAACCCAAACAACUUAGAAUAUUGGAUGGAAGAUAUUUAUACUCCAGGCUACGAUUCAUUACUAAAACGUAAAGAAGCCGAGUUCAGACGAGCCAAGGUCUGCAAGAUAGCUGCUUUGAUUGCCGCUGCCGCAUGCACGGUCAUCCUCGUCAUUGUCGUGCCCAUCUGCACCAUGAAAUCAUGAGCCUGUGGGCACA